GGGCCCGGCGGGCGGAGCCGGGAUCGGAACCCGCGACCUCCGGCGCCGCGGCGGGCAUGGCCGGCGGGUCCCAGCGGCCGGGCGAGCCCCGCUUCUCGUUCGGGGUGAUCGCGGACAUCCAGUACGCCGACCUGGAGGACGGCCGCGACUUCCUGGGGACGCGGCGGCGGUACUACCGGCCCAGCCUGGGGCUGCUGCGGGGGGCCGUGGCCGGCUGGAACGCGGCCCCCCGGCCCCCGCGCUUCGUCCUGCAGCUGGGCGACGCCGUCGACGGCCUCAACGCCCGGCGCCGGGCCUCGGGGCCGGCGCUGGCGCGGGUCCUGGCGGAGUUCGGCCGGCUGCGGGCCCCCGUCCACCACGCCUGGGGCAACCACGACCUCUACAACUUCAGCCGGGCCGAGCUGGCCCGCUCGGGCCUCAACAGCGGCCGGCUGGGCGACCCCGCGGGGCCCCGGCCGCCGGCCGCCCCCGCCGACGGCUACUACGCCUACCACUUCGCCCCGCUGCCCGGCUUCCGCUUCGUCCUCCUGGACGCCUACGACCUGAGCGUCCUGGGCCGGGACCCGGCCUCGCCCAGGUACCGGGAGGCCCUGCGCCUCUUGAGGGAGAAGAACCCCAACGCCGACCUCAACAGCCCCCGAGGCCUCCCCGAGCCCCAGUUCGUCCAGUUCAACGGAGGAUUCAGCCGGGACCAGCUGGCCUGGUUCGACGACGUCCUGACGUUCUCGGACUCGAACGGCGAGAAGGUGGUGGUGGCGGGCCACCUGCCCAUCCACCCCGACUCCUGCGACGGCGUCUGCCUGGCCUGGAACUACGCGGAGGCCCUGGCGGUCAUCCACUCGCACCGGUGCGUUGUCUGCGUCCUGUCGGGCCACACGCACGACGGCGGGUACUGCGUGGACGCCCACGGGGUGCACCACGUCUCCCUGGAGGGCGUCAUCGAGACGGCCCCCGACGGCCAGGCCUUCGGCUCGGUGCACGUCUAUCCCGAGGGGAUGCUGUUGGAGGGGCGGGGCCGGGUGACCAGCCGCGAGAUGCCUUUCCCCCGACGCUGACCCUCCUCCCCCUCGGGCCCGGCGGUCGGUCCGUCGGGAGGCGGCCGGGGCCCGGGGCGGUGCCCCGCGCGCUUUAGCCCGCCCGGCCGAUCGAGCCGGGCUGGAAUCCGUUGGUCGGGCUGGACGGGGCCCAUCGAACCCGCCUUUCGGGAGGGAUGUGACCUCCCGGGCAUUUGGGAAGCGGAGAGGGGAACCUCCCUUUCGGGCGAAGGCGACCGUCUUGAUUAUCCCGGCGCCUCCCCGUCGGGCGGGAACGGACCCGGGCGUUACUCACGCAGGGCACGGCGCCCUGCCUCCCACCCCCGAACGCCUCUCACCCGGGAGGGAUCGGCGAAGCGCCCGGCGAGGCCCUCGCCCGUCGCACGGUCCCUCGGUGAGCUGUUCCCGGAGACGGAGCGGGCGUCCCGCGCCGCGGCCUCCGCCCCCUCCUCCCGUUCCCGGCCGCCCCGGCGCGUCCGCGCCUCCGGGUUCCGCUCGGCCGGCGCGGGCGCUCACCGGACGGCGUUUCCGACCCCGGGGCGGCGGGUGCCGUGGUGGACGCCGAAACGGGAGGCGGCCGGGCCGGUGGCGUCCCCUCUCCGGCCCUCGGCUUCCCCAGCUGGAGAGCGGGGAGACGUUACCGACGAUAAUAAAGUUAUUAGCGUGAU
Molecule: messenger RNA, 1702 nt
Organism: Ornithorhynchus anatinus (platypus)
Lineage: Eukaryota; Metazoa; Chordata; Mammalia; Monotremata; Ornithorhynchidae
Gene: ADPRM
Product: ADP-ribose/CDP-alcohol diphosphatase, manganese dependent
Molecular function (GO): CDP-glycerol diphosphatase activity; 2',3'-cyclic-nucleotide 2'-phosphodiesterase activity; ADP-ribose diphosphatase activity
Source: RefSeq, a predicted model, not a curated record